CUCAACCGACUGAGCCCCCCAGGCGCCCCACACCUGCAGAUUUUAACUUACUGCGAAGCUAUAGUAGACAAAACAGUAUGGUGCUGGCAUAAGAAUAGCCAUGUAGCCCAAUGGAAUGCAGUAGGGAAUCCAGAAAUAAACCUUCCGAUUUACAGCUAAUUGAUUUUUGACCAGGAGGAUUAAGAUCAUUCUUUGGAGGAAGAAUUGUCCCUUUAUCAAACGGUGCUGGGACAAUUGGAUAUCCACCGGGAAAUAAAGUUGAGCCCCUCCUCACACCGUAUACAAGAAUGAACUCAAAAUGGAUCAAUGGCCUAAACAGAAGAACUAAAAUCAUAAAACUCUUAGAAGAAAACACAGGGGUAAAGCUUCAUGACCUUGGAUUUGGCAAUGAUUCUUAGCUAGGACCCCAAAAGCCUAGGUAACAAAGGAGGUCAUGACUGUUUGAGGGAGGCUUUGGUAGCCACUUGCCAAUCUUGCCAACUUUUCUUUGGCUCCACCUAGAAGCCUGCUAACGACGUGCACACAUGCAGAGCCCCGUUUCAAUAGGCUGACGGCAAAGGAAGGCUUGGGGCCGCACGCGGCGGCACACUGAGCCUUCACGCCUGGUCUUGCUCCUGGUCUGCAGAGUUCCCAUGCUCCUGCUGCCUUCUUCCCUGCUUCCUUUGGUGUCCGCUCCCCUCAGGGUUAGCUUGCUGCACUGGGCAUGGAGGGUCCACCCUGGCAACUGAUCCUCUGACCAGGGCGAUGAUAGUAUUUUUAUUCACAUGCUUUGCCUUUUCAUUUCCCAUACCUGUGUGGAAAGAAAAGGAGUCAAGCGGAAAAUGCCCCCAGUACAGUCAGGCUCUUGGCAGGGUGAAGAGCGGCACGGAAUGCGUGCUGCUUGGCUCCGUGGCGUUCCUGAGCGUGGUGGUCAGCGGACAGCACCGGACGAACGUGCUUCCUGGUGACAGCCGGAGGUCUCAAGCAACAUGCCGGAACAGAGCAACGACUACCGCGUGGCCGUGUUCGGGGCAGGGGGUGUUGGCAAGAGCUCGCUGGUCUUGAGGUUCGUGAAGGGCACGUUCCGGGAGAGCUACAUCCCCACGGUGGAGGACACCUACCGGCAGGUGAUCAGCUGCGACAAGAGCAUCUGCACGCUGCAGAUCACGGACACGACGGGCAGCCACCAGUUCCCGGCCAUGCAGCGGCUGUCCAUCUCCAAGGGCCAUGCCUUCAUCCUGGUCUACUCCAUCACAAGCCGACAGUCCCUGGAGGAGCUCAAGCCCAUCUACGAACAGAUCUGCGAGAUCAAAGGGGACGUGGAGAGCAUCCCCAUCAUGCUGGUGGGGAACAAGUGCGACGAGAGCCCCAACCGCGAGGUGGAGAGCGGCGAGGCCGAGGCCCUGGCCCGAAAGUGGAAGUGCGCCUUCAUGGAGACCUCGGCCAAGCUCAACCACAACGUGAAGGAGCUCUUCCAGGAGCUGCUCAACCUGGAGAAGCGCAGGACCGUCAGCCUCCAGAUCGACGGCAAAAAGAGCAAGCAGCAGAAGAGGAAGGAAAAGCUCAAGGGCAAAUGCGUGGUCAUGUGAAGGCCCGUCGGCGGGAGGAGCCGUGGCGUGUCCCCCCAGUCCCGUCCCCUCCCCCUCCCCACGUGACACCCACCGUCGUCAGGGUAGCAUGUACGAUGCCUACGUGUUCAAUAUCGCCUUUGACCCAGACGUGCCCUGUCGUCCCCGAGAGGGCCUCUCACACCACCCCCGACAAGCACCCGCUCUCCAGAAUCAGGGAUUCCGCCCAGCGGUUCAGAGGGAGACCCCCGCGCCGGGCACCGCGGGGAACUGAGAGCGGCGCGGCUGUCCCUGAAGGCGGCUUAGGCUGGAGGAGGCAUCAGCUGGCAGCUGCGGGAGCAGUCGGGGCUGGCGGGAGCGGGUCCCAUCUGCAUGCGUGUGACAGCGUGGGACCCCGCAGCUGCGGCCCAGCCAGACCAGGCCUUUCCCUCCGCUCGCUCGGGAGCUGGACACCCUUGGGGGCGGGAGGGGUGGGAGGUGAGGAGCCCAGGUCCUUGAGCUGAGUUACAAACAUCACCGCACAGUGUCCCCCGGGGGCGCUCCCUGUCGGGUCCCUGACUCGUGAGCCUUUCUGCUCUAAGGGGAGGCACUCCCAUCACUAGACCUAGUUAACAGGUGUCCCUGUCACUUUUUGGAGUAUUGAUUUCACAUACAAUGAUGAGCUCAUGAAGGGUCUCCUGCUGGGUCAGAGACCCUUCAGGGUGGGAGUGAGGAUAUUUUGACAAGACUAACGCAGUGCGGUAACGCUCUGUGUGUUACCCUGGAGGGUUCUAGAAAUGUGCUUUUUCCUUCCUUUGACCCAGGAGGGGUCUGCUGCUUCUAGCCCCUCAGAUUUUAAAUAAAUGCAAUUAAAGUAGCUAUUUUUAGACAAUUAUUUUCCCUCCAAGAUGGUUUCCUUCUUCUCAAUAACUCCAUCUGUAUCCAGCUGGGAACAGCCAUCAAAGGCCAUCCGAAGCCCAGAAGCACACCCGUUUUCUAAAUCACCUGGGUAUCUAUAUGCCGUACUUCGCACCUCAACGAAAUACUUUGAAACAGAAGUUGUUCACUGUGUUUUGCUGCUCUGUCUGUAACAGAAGUACAUUCCUGGAACAUGUGUUCGCGUAAUAGAUUAUCUUGCAUGCUCCGUUAUCAGUGUCUUCCAAGAGCUGUUCAAUGCGCUGUUCACUCCGGAAACAAUGAUCUUUUCCUCUUAAUGACCUUGUGUGCAUUUUUAAUCCUCCAGACCCAAUCAGGGCCUCUGUGGGUUCCUGCAUGCUGGCAAGGAGACAGGAUGGUGGCUGGAGACAGGCAGGCUGCUCUGUCCUGCGCAGGGCACAGCCCACUUGGCUUAGCUGCUCUGUCCAGUCUGGUUUGGCUCUGCUUCCAGAAGGUUCCCACUGACAGAGCCCAUGAGUCCUCCUGUUUGUUCUAGUUGGCAUAGCUCACACUGGCCCCGACUCCAGAAUCUUCCUUUCAGCAGGGCUUCCUGCAUGGAGUGAGUGCUGCGGGCCUGGGUUGGUGCGGGAGCCCCCGGCUAUCGGGCAGCCGCACCAGCCUCCGCAGAGCGGUCAAGUUGGGGACAUUUGCAUGCAGCCUUUCGGUUCUGCUCUUCUCUCCUGCCGCCGCUGUGUCUUGCCGCCUGAGCAGGGCCGCAGCCGCGGGCAGCUCCGUGCACUCAGCACCCCCUCCGUCAGCCCUUUCUGGUUCAGUGUCCUUGCCUCUGCUCUUCCUCUGUGUUUUGCUCUGAAGUCCCCUUGUGGUGCACACAGUGUGUGGGAGGCACCUUGAGAACCAACCACCCCAUUGUCUUCCCAGUCUUGGCCUCCUAGAGGCACCCUGAGCAGGGAGGGUGCGGAAGCGGGGGCCUGGGAGCCAGAGGGCUCAGGGAGCCCAGAAGGACGCCUCAGCGAGACCGGAGGCCCCGGUAGGUCCCGAGGGAGGCACCCUGCCCGUCGUGGCUGCCCCACAGCCUUCACAGUGACACCUAGCUGGUGAAUUUUCUAGAACAUUUAUUUUUCAACCUAUCCUUAUUUUUUUUCUAUUUCUAUUCUCAGAGAAAUGUUGUCAGCUUGUCAUUUGGAUGUGGGUUAAGUGGAAGCAGAAACAGGACAUCAUGGGGUUAAUCGGGGGCCGGGGUCUGCCACGGGCUGCGUGUCCCUGCGGCUCCCGGCGUGAGGCCUCCCUGCCCGGCGCCCUGUCCGCACUGGUACAAGUCACAGUUCCCGUCCCACCUCUCACACCCGUGUCUGCCCUUCAAGCGUUUAAAGCUUCAUCAAUAGGAGAAGCUUCUGAUGGCUGAAAAUCAGGGUGUAUUCAGGACCCAUUUUGUUCCUCUGUACCUUGCCUGUGAGUUUCUAGGAAGGCCACCGACGCCUCAGUCACGGGUCUUCUCUCUGCUCUGCUUUCUAUGAACCACGCUGAGGGUUUGAUGAUGAUCUCAAAACAGUCUUUGAGGAGAUCCCAGUUGUCUCAGGGCUCGAGACGUUAGUUCCACGGAAUCAGACAUGUUUAGCAUGGAUGCGGCCCCGUCCUGAGUAAUGUGGCUGUGGCUCUGAAGGGCCCAGCCUACAUUGCCCACGGGCACAGAGGUUGUUGACCUAGCUACAGGACGUCACGAAACUCAAAAUAUUGCUUUGAAGGUGGCAUUCCGGGGAUAAGCAUGGGGCUCCAUGAGUCCCCUCCUGUCCCUUCCGGUCCCUCCUCCAUCUGGUGACAAGCCAUGGACGUGCCCUGAGCAUGCAUGCAAUACAGGAAGACCAACACAAGAGCAAUAUCGAAUUGUUUAUUAGAUCUAAAAUUAUAUAUAUAUUUUAUAUAUAUAUAUGAUUUAUCUUCCCGCAUUUUGAAGUAUAAAGCAGUACCUUGUACAUAUCUGUAAGCUAGCAUACUUGUUUCACCAUUUCUAAUACUGAAGAAAUGCUCAUUCUUUGUAGAACGAAUAACUAUUAAAGGUUUUAAAAACUGCUCUGUGAUACUUAAUUUCCUUUCCAAGAUUUGUAAAGUGUCGCUCCUGCGUAAGCUCUCCGGAAGCAUCCGUCACUAACGGGACACACGUAAACCCUCGUAGCCCCAUCCUGGAACUCGGUGCCCCACGGAGACAGUACGUGGACAAGAGUAUUUACAGAGCAUGACUUUUAUACGUGUGGGACAUCAACGGGUAUAUUUAUAUUUACAGUGUAUAUUGUUACAGUUCCGUCAUCGAUUCUAUUCUAUUUACUCUUCAGUUAAAAAAUCGCCCUUGCAUACCAGUUUCCAGUUACCAGUGAUGUUCUGAAUAUGAAACCUACUGAAAUAAAGCUUCAGUUCUGACCCCCUGGCUGGAAGGUGGUGGUGUUUCUGA
This is a messenger RNA of Ailuropoda melanoleuca (giant panda), 4866 nucleotides long. RefSeq names its product DIRAS family GTPase 2 (gene DIRAS2). Gene Ontology annotation, biological process: signal transduction. Lineage: Eukaryota; Metazoa; Chordata; Mammalia; Carnivora; Ursidae. The transcript has 2 exons. Gene Ontology annotation, molecular function: GTPase activity; GTP binding. Gene Ontology annotation, cellular component: membrane. The record is from RefSeq and is a predicted model, not a curated record. The coding region runs from base 969 to 1568 and encodes 199 amino acids.